Messenger RNA from Bradysia coprophila, 512 nucleotides. RefSeq names its product acyl carrier protein-like. Lineage: Eukaryota; Metazoa; Arthropoda; Insecta; Diptera; Sciaridae. The record is from RefSeq and is a predicted model, not a curated record. Gene Ontology annotation, biological process: fatty acid biosynthetic process.
CAUAAAUACACUAAUCGGAUGAUCCACAUAAAGAUGUGACUGUUGAAACUAAGGUUCAGUUGAAUUUUUAACUUCGAUAAAGCAUCCGCAAAGAUAAACGUCCACAAAAUGAAAUAUUCAAUUUUGGUUUUGUUUUUGGUAGCGAUUCUGUUGCCGCAAAAUGAGUCUGCUGGUGUUCAAGAGACAGUUUAUCAAGUUAUUUCUGAACAACUUGGUAUUGCAGUAACAGAUAUAACCUUGGAGGAAAAGAUUGCAAAUUUGGGCGCAGAUGGCCCAGACAUCGUUGGAAUUUUUCUUAACAUUGAAGAUAAACUUCAAAUUGCCAUCCCAGAAGAAGAUGAAAAGGGUUUUGUUACAGUGAACGACGUGGUUCAAUAUAUUAAAACCAAUUUUCCAAAUUUAAUGUAAAAUGAAAAUUAUUUGAUGGAAUUAUACAUUCAAUCGAAUUAGAUGUACAAACAGGCGCCACUGAGAAAUUGAAAUAAUAAUAAAAAAAUUAAUGUAAGACCGAG